Messenger RNA from Solanum stenotomum, 1222 nucleotides. RefSeq lists its product as uncharacterized. Gene Ontology annotation, biological process: post-translational protein targeting to membrane, translocation. Gene Ontology annotation, cellular component: endoplasmic reticulum membrane; endoplasmic reticulum. The coding region runs from base 91 to 1170 and encodes 359 amino acids. Lineage: Eukaryota; Viridiplantae; Streptophyta; Magnoliopsida; Solanales; Solanaceae. The transcript is spliced from 5 exons. The record is from RefSeq and is a predicted model, not a curated record.
UUUAGGCCCAAUUGCAACAAACCAGCUUCGUUCCGGUAUAAGCAUUUUUAUAUAUCUACUGUGUGUCUGUGUGAGAGAGAAAGCACGGCGAUGAAGAAACCCGGCGGAGCGGAGAAGAAGAAGGUGAGACGAUCUGCCGGUGUCGCAUCCAACGGUUCGAAUAGUACUACUUCUACGAAACAAGGUGUGAAGGACGUCUUCCAGCUGUUUGCCGAGAAAGCAAGAGAUCAUAAAGGCUUAGUGUCACGUUGGGCUGUCCUGCAGGAAACACGGGUAGAGUAUUUCAGAGGAAAAGAUUUUGUCGCUUUUGUGAGAAAUCAUUCAGAACUUAAAGACAUACUAGAGUCAGAUAAAGGUUUGGAGCCUGAAGAUAUUGCCAACACGCUGCUUCAGAAGAAUCUUUUAGUCCGCUGUGAUCGUGUGGUGAAAAUUGUUCGACCUGGGAAGAAAAAACUAUCUUCUUGGCCAGCACAUUUAGAGAUAUACCAUGAUCAAGUAUUUUCUGAAAAUGAUGCCUUUUUUGCAUGGGCAUUUGUGAAAAGAAGACCCCUGUGGCAAACACUUCUCUCAUUUUUCUGGCCGGUGUUAACACUAGCGAUUUGCUUGUUUCCUGUUUAUCCCCAUUGGGCCAAAUUGCUUAUACUAUACACGUGUGCUGGUCUCCUCCUUCUCAUUCUUAGUCUGCUAUUCAUAAGAGCUUUGAUCUUUGGUGCUAUUUGGGUACUUUUUGGGAAGCGCGUAUGGUUUUUCCCCAACAUUCUGGCCGAGGAAGCAACACUGCAAGAUUUGUUCCAGGUUUGGCCUCAGAAGGAUGAAGCCGAGCGACCUAAGUGGACAGCAAGGCUUUUCUACGCAAUAGUAGCUGUGGUUGUUAUUUUGCUCCUGAGGCAUCAUGCUCCUGACGAGGCUGCAAGAGCCAGGUAUCAGAAACGAGUUUCCAACAUUAUCGAUGAUGUGCUCGAGUGGUCUCCCAGACAGGCUCUGUCAGGGAUGAUGGAUACCGUUGUCAAUGCCACCAACUCAAAUGAUAAUGCAACUGAUGAUAGCAAAACUGGCAGUGAAAAAGUUGCUUUCACAGAUGACUUAGACGAAGAAACCAUUCUGAAAGAAGAGAGUGAGGAUGCUAUUGGAAACGUAGAAGAUAGUGAUCAUCAGCAACGUGACUUGUAAUUUAUAUAAAUGUUGAAACAUAUGCUUCAAGAUUAUUAUUUUUCUUAUUUUG